AUGGAGGAAGAAAAGGAAGCGUUGGUGGCAAAAAGCGAAAAUGAGCAAUCAGACGAGGUGAAGAAGGUGGAGAUUCACCUCUUCCGGCAAGGUGAAGGACCCAUUGCAGUGUUCCAAUCGGAGCUUGGCGGAUUGGAACAAAACCGUUUGAAUAUCCGUCAGAUCCUCCAGAAACACUCCCUCAAAUCCAUAUUCGCCUUCAACCCUCGAUCUGGCCGCGCCGCCCCCAUCCGCUUCGACCCUAAAACCGGAAAUUCCGCAUUGCCUUACCGAAACGGUGCCGUUCUCUACAUCGACAGCGAACCCAAGGAGUCGUUUCUGAAACCUUUGAGCAGGAUCUUGAUUGGGGUGGCACUGAUAACUAUUAUGAUAAUGUUGGUUACGGGUGAUAUUGCUGUUAAUAGUACUCCAGAAUGGGUUCAGAAAUUGAAUGUUUCAGGUGUGAAUUUCCCUCCUUUGAUAGUGGCUUGUGUAGUUGUUGUUUUCUCUCGUAUGCGGCACAGGACCCGACGGUUUCUCAAGAGACUUGGUAUCUAA
Vicia faba (fava bean) is the source of this 537-nucleotide messenger RNA. Lineage: Eukaryota; Viridiplantae; Streptophyta; Magnoliopsida; Fabales; Fabaceae. The record is from the annotation of a GenBank genome assembly.